AUGUUCUAUGAAGGUGUUCGAAAUGGCACUGUUGAUAACACGAAAGCCGCUCAACACUUCCUGAAUGAAUUACAAACACGGCUUAAUGGUGUCGAAAAGGAUCUUGAAUGGCAUAGAAAUCAUGUUGAAAACUUGGAGAUUGCAACAAUAUCUGUUGCCUGGAUACCGAUUGCGGGCUGGAUUGCAGGAGGGAGGAAUGUUAACAGCUGUGCCGGACACCGGAAUACUGGUUCCAUGAAAUCCCCGGAAGAUCCUGGAACUAGUCAAUUCCGGGCCGGAUUCUUCGACGUGGGUAACAUCUGCAAUAUGCAAAUAUUCUUCAGAAAGGAACAACUACAUCGAAUGAUAUUUUGUGGUGUUGUCGCGGCUCAAUCCGUAUGGGAUAUGUUUGUCAACAAAAAAAAAUUGAAAUUAUAUUCUCUCCUAUACAUCAUCACAAUACUGCUCGCUCUCCUUGUGAUUGUGGUGUCAUACAUUAUGCUCAAAUGCAAUGUUGAUGAAGUAUCUCAAAGACAAAUGAGUGAAGACUGUGAACGAUCAAGCCCAACUCAACAACAACAACAACAUCCACCGUUGAUCGAAGAGACGACAGUUUGA
Molecule: messenger RNA, 597 nt
Organism: Adineta ricciae
Lineage: Eukaryota; Metazoa; Rotifera; Eurotatoria; Adinetida; Adinetidae
Source: the annotation of a GenBank genome assembly